GCGAUGAGUUGUUUUCGUUGAGGGCGGAAACUAGGGGCCGUCGAACGAGAGCCGCCAAGUCCCGGCAGUCCCCACCAGAAACGUCGUUCCAGUGCUCUGUGCCCCUCCAUUUGCUGCCCCUCUAAAGAGCAGGCACGCUGUCGUCACCUCGAGUACGCUUUUCCUGAAACUCUCUCACCACUCUCUUCACUUUUCCAGCUACACCUACACGGUAUACACAUUCCUCCUCGCGAACAAUUGCACUUCUUGUUCACCCUUAACGAUACCCCAAGAAACCAAUUGCCCAUCAUGGCUCGCAAGUUCUUUGUCGGAGGAAACUGGAAGAUGAACGGCACCAAGUCGUCCAUCAAGACCAUUGUCGACAACCUGAACAGCGCAAAGCUCGAUUCCAACGCUGAGGUCGUUGUUGCACCACCAUCACUGUACCUGCACUACGUCCGUGACACCCUGAACAAGGGCAUCGAGGUGGCAGCACAGAACGUCUACGACAAGCCCAACGGCGCCUACACGGGCGAGAUCUCGGUGGAGCAGCUCAAGGACAGCGACGUGAACUGGACCAUCCUGGGCCACAGCGAGCGGCGCACGAUCCUGGGCGAGUCGGACGAGGUCGUCGCCAACAAGACCAAGGUCGCCGUCGACGGCGGCCUGAGCGUCAUCUGGUGCUGCGGCGAGUCGCUCGAGGAGCGCGAGGCCGGCAAGACCGUCAACGUCGUCACCAAGCAGCUCGACGCCCUCAAGGCCAAGAUCGGCAGCGACUGGUCCAAGAUCGUCAUCGCCUACGAGCCCAUCUGGGCCAUCGGCACCGGCAAGGUCGCCACCACCGAGCAGGCCCAGGAGGUCCACGCCGCCAUCCGCAAGUGGCUCCAGGACAAGGUAGACGCCAAGGCCGCCGACGAGACCCGCAUCCUGUACGGCGGCUCCGUCAGCGAGAAGAACUGCAAGGAGCUCAGCAAGCAGGCCGACAUUGACGGUUUCCUCGUCGGUGGUGCCAGCUUGAAGCCCGCCUUUGUCGACAUCAUCAACAGUCACCUGGCAUAAGGUUCUUUGCCGUCGAGCUGGGAGAGGAGCAGGUAGUCCAUGGGUAGCUUCCCGACGGAAUCGGGGGCAUAAGGACAACUUGAGAUAGGCAGCCAAAAGUAGUCAAAAUGAAAUCCUUGUAAUCACUCC
Messenger RNA from Diaporthe batatas, 1167 nucleotides. RefSeq lists its product as uncharacterized. Bases 289 to 1038 code for a protein of 249 amino acids. Gene Ontology annotation, molecular function: triose-phosphate isomerase activity. The record is from RefSeq and is a predicted model, not a curated record. The transcript is spliced from 3 exons. Gene Ontology annotation, biological process: glycerol catabolic process; glycolytic process; glyceraldehyde-3-phosphate biosynthetic process. NCBI's taxonomy places the organism in Eukaryota, Fungi, Ascomycota, Sordariomycetes, Diaporthales, Diaporthaceae. Gene Ontology annotation, cellular component: cytosol.